Pristis pectinata (smalltooth sawfish) is the source of this 1712-nucleotide messenger RNA. RefSeq names its product flavin reductase (NADPH)-like. Bases 354 to 1016 code for a protein of 220 amino acids. The transcript has 5 exons. NCBI's taxonomy places the organism in Eukaryota, Metazoa, Chordata, Chondrichthyes, Rhinopristiformes, Pristidae. The record is from RefSeq and is a predicted model, not a curated record.
UCACGUCUGACAAAUAUGCAUGUACCACUGUGGAUUUGAACCCCACUACUUACACUCUGCGGUGUUGCCCAAAUGUACAAUGGUUAUCAUUUCCAGCCGGCUGGCUCAUGGUGUUCCAGUUGACGGCGGUUACGGAAAUGCCAUAGGUUCCUUCGAUAAGGCUGGGCGGGAAGAUUUUGGGAUUGGGCUCUGGCACCCGGAAACAGCGCUGUUUGUGUAAUACUUGUUUCUGAAAAAAAACAUUGAAAGCGACUGAUUACCAACAAAAUCUCACAAACUUUGACUACUCUCCUCCAACAGCAAUCGAGGGAAAACCUGAGCUACAGCUUAUUUUUGUUUUACAAAACUGAAGAAUGAAACUCUUGGUGCUUGGUGCCACAGGACAAACAGGCCAGUUUCUAGUGAGACAAGCUCUGCAGCAGAGCCAUGUGGUGACAGCUGUUGUAAGAACUCCCAGCAAGCUCACAAUUCAUCAUGAUAACCUGAAGGUUGUAGAAGCAAAUAUCUUCUCAGCUGACAGCCUUAUGGAGCACUUUAACGAGCAAGAUGUUGUCAUGUCCUGUCUUGGUUUCCCAAUAAGCAUACUCUCUCGAAUUACUGGAUAUACAGAAUCAAUGAAAGCUAUCGUUGCUUCAAUGCGCCUGGCAAAAGUGAAUCGAAUUAUAGCAAUGACAUCCUGGUACACACAAACUGAGAGUGCACAAAAGGCCUCCUGGAUGGUACGAUGGCUGCUGAUCCCCAUGAUCCGUAGCAUACUGAACAACAUGUAUGAGAUGGAAAAUUAUUUGAAUGAGGAGUGUGAGGAUCUCGAUUGGACUACAGUAAGACCUCCAGAACUUAAGACUGCUCCGGAAACAGAUAAGGAAAUAUUAACUUAUGACGGCUACUUUGUUCCGGAUCAGGACGGAAUUCCCAUUACAAAUUCAGUGACGCGGGGGGAUGUUGCUCGCUUUAUGCUUUCCCAGCUAAAUGUGGAUUUGUGGGUGAAGAAGUCUGUGGCCAUGGUAACAAAGUGAAAGACAAAUUCCUACACUGCUGGGUGGUAACUUCUUUUCACUAUUCCUUAAAAUGGGUGUAUCUAAACAAAUAAGAAACACUACAUUAACAGCAAAACAAAAAUAAUUAAAAGACGUUACCUUGCGUGUAGCUAGGAGCUAAAUGAUUAACCCAAGAUCUAAGUAGCUACUUUCUUUCAUCUCCAGUUUAUUUAUGUAUAGCUUUGGCUGCAUUCAGUUACAGAAUAUUCUUUGGGUUAGCGAUGAUAAAUCAAGCAGGUAUUUGUUCUUCUCUGCUGGGAUAUUUAGUGGGAUUAAUUCUUUCUAUGUUAUUAGAAAACUGCACAGAAUUUUAAAAGCUAAUGAUAUAAAACUACUUGAUUUUACAAGCAGUUUUGAAUGAUAGACUGUAUUAAUGACAAGAAUUAAAUUAGUUUGCAAACUAGUUGCGUGAAGGGAUUUGGAUGCAUUCAGAGAACAAAAUGGGUAAUCAAAGUAAAGAAAUAAUGAUGUAAGUAAUGCAGGUAUACCUCAUCUGAACCUGAAUUAUAUAAUCUGUAUCAACCUGAAUGUGUUUUUGUAGACUCGGGAUUGAAUCUGUGUCAGUGCGUUGCCUAACCUAUAUUAACAAAUUGAUUGCUGACAAUUCAAAAUAAAGGAUAAUAGUAAUGUGUAAUGGAUUCUGAUUGCAUGGUAACUUGCAAAAUUAAAGUAUUU